UGUGUGAGCAAGAGCACCGAAUGUCUCGCUUCUGAGAUUUAUCUGUCCCUUUUCUUUUUCCCCUUUGUCUCCAUACUUUUUUAUAUUUUUUAUUAAAUAAAAAUCUCAAAUUUAUUUUUCUUUAGGUUUGCCCAUUUAACAAAGAAAGCAUCUCUUCUCCUCCUAUUAUAAACAACAAAACACCUCUUUCUGUUUUCUCUCUCUCUCCAUAUAUAUAUAUAUCCAUCUUCUGUACUAAGUGUAAUAUAUAUUUCUAAUAUCUUGACCUCACUCUUAAAGCCCUAACUUUGAAGGUUAAUCUCUCUGCAUCACAAUCAUGGAUGAAGAGUAUGAUGUCAUAGUUCUUGGAACUGGUCUCAAAGAAUGCAUCCUUAGUGGUCUUCUUUCUGUUGAUGGCCUCAAGGUUCUGCACAUGGAUAGAAAUGACUAUUACGGAGGAGAGGCUGCAUCACUUAAUCUUAUCCAGCUCUGGAAGAGGUUCAGGGGAAAUGAUAAGCCUCCAGCACAUUUGGGUUCAAGCAGGGAUUAUAAUGUGGAUAUGAUCCCUAAGUUUAUGAUGGCAAAUGGAAAUCUUGUACGAGUCCUCAUUCACACAGAUGUCACCAAGUAUUUGUACUUUAAAGCAGUGGAUGGCAGUUUUGUCUACAACAAAGGAAAGGUCCACAAAGUGCCAGCAACUGAUAUGGAGGCACUCAAAUCUCCACUGAUGGGUAUAUUUGAAAAGCGUCGUGCUCGUAAGUUUUUCAUAUAUGUCCAAGAUUAUGAUGAAAAUGAUCCCAAAACACACGAGGGAAUGGACUUGACUAGGGUGACAACCAGAGAACUGAUUGCAAAAUAUGGUCUUGAUGACAACACAAUGGACUUCAUUGGCCAUGCAUUAGCGCUUCACAGAGAUGACCGGUACCUCAAUGAUCCUGCACUGGAUACUGUGAAGAGGAUGAAGCUAUAUGCGGAGUCUCUUGCCCGUUUUCAAGGAGGAUCACCAUAUAUUUAUCCUUUAUAUGGAUUAGGAGAACUUCCUCAGGCAUUUGCACGGCUUAGUGCUGUUUAUGGUGGCACAUAUAUGUUGAAUAAACCUGAAUGCAAGGUAGAGUUCAAUGAGGAAGGCAAAGUUUGUGGUGUCACAUCAGAAGGUGAAACUGCUAGGUGCAAGAAAGUUGUUUGUGAUCCUUCUUACAUGCCAAACAAGGUCAGGAAGGUUGGUAGGGUUGCCAGGGCAAUUGCCAUUAUGAGCCACCCAAUUCCAAACACCAAUGAUUCUCACUCAGCUCAGGUUAUCCUGCCACAAAAGCAGUUGGGUCGUAGAUCAGACAUGUACCUUUUUUGCUGUUCAUAUACUCACAAUGUUGCUCCAAAGGGCAAAUUUAUUGCAUUUGUUUCAUCCGAGGCAGAGACUGAUCAUCCUGAGGUUGAAUUGAAGCCUGGAAUUGACCUUCUAGGUCCAGUUGAUGAGAUAUUCUAUGAAAUUUAUGACAGAUAUGAACCAGUCAAUGAACCCUCUUUGGACAAUUGCUUCAUAUCAACAAGUUAUGAUGCUACAACACAUUUUGAGUCGACUGUUACAGAUGUUCUGAAUAUGUAUAGCUUGAUCACUGGAAAGGAACUUGAUCUAAGUGUGGACUUGAGUGCUGCAAGUGCUGCAGAAGAAUGAGAAAAGCUGCAUUUGCUAUUGUUCUAAGUUGUAUGGUGAGAUUUGUCCCAUGAAAUGGAAUUUAGACUUGUAUUGCUUCACUAUAUCUACCAACUAUUUCAUGUAAUAAAACAAUGUUAGAUUCACUUCAUCUCUCUCAUGUAAGAUUUCAAACUUUAAAUCUGGCUUUGGCAUAUGUUGAGAGGUUAUAAUUUAUCUGUCGACAGGUUUUAGAUUAUCUAUUGCAUUGGAAUUUUAUGAGAAUGGAAGUCAAUGGGAAGUGAAGGAACUGUAAAACCAAAGUUAAUUAACAUUACUUUGUUUGGGAGUUUUAAAA
Jatropha curcas is the source of this 1967-nucleotide messenger RNA. Its product is annotated as guanosine nucleotide diphosphate dissociation inhibitor 1. Lineage: Eukaryota; Viridiplantae; Streptophyta; Magnoliopsida; Malpighiales; Euphorbiaceae. Gene Ontology annotation, biological process: small GTPase-mediated signal transduction; protein transport; vesicle-mediated transport. Gene Ontology annotation, cellular component: cytoplasm. The record is from RefSeq and is a predicted model, not a curated record. Gene Ontology annotation, molecular function: Rab GDP-dissociation inhibitor activity.